Messenger RNA from Medicago truncatula (barrel medic), 2310 nucleotides. RefSeq lists its product as uncharacterized. The coding region runs from base 1 to 2310 and encodes 769 amino acids. NCBI's taxonomy places the organism in Eukaryota, Viridiplantae, Streptophyta, Magnoliopsida, Fabales, Fabaceae. The record is from RefSeq and is a predicted model, not a curated record. The transcript is spliced from 7 exons.
AUGGAAAAUAAUCGCGGGCAACAGUCAAGGGAUCUGCAAAGGGAAAGACGAACUCAAAAUGCAAGAAAUCGGAGGCAAAAUAUAAGCACCGAGCAAAGAGAACAAGAAUUGUCUAGAAGACGAACAAAUUAUAGACAAUCAAAAGAAAGGGGAAAACAACCUCAGACAACAAGUGAAACAAACAGAGAUCACAUGAUGCCAUUUAAUGAUUUGACAAAUUUAAAUUUCACAUCGUCACGUGUUCAAGGAACACAUGACAAUGAGGCUGGAAUAAGUAGUCGUCGACGAAUCAAUCACACCACAUCUGCAUAUUUUCAAGGAACUCAUCAUAAUGAGGCUGGACCAAGUAGUCGUCGACGAUUCAAUCACACCACAUCUGGAUAUUUUCAAGGAACUCAUGACAAUGAAGCGGGACCAAGUAGAAGAAAUAAUGAUGACACUACAAGUGAGACUCCAACAUCAAAUGUCGUCUCCGACACCACACCUAAUGACGCAACAUCGUAUUACAAUCAAGUUACACAAGUAGCUGCUCCCGAAGAGCUGCGGCAGUUAUUUUCAGACACUACAAUUGAAGGUCGACAUUUUAGACAAAAUAUUAGAGGUUACAACCAUGUUAUGUCUUUCACUUCCUUGGGUGUUCAUAUCGAUGAAACAAUGCAUGCUACAAGUCGUGGUAUAUACACAUUCCGUGCCCAAGGAUCAAUUUACCACAAAAUAGGUGGAUUUCAUCCAAAUCAAGGUUCUAGGCCGCGAUUUUUGCAAUUGUACAUUUAUGAUACGGACAAUGAGCUUCAAAAUAGAAUGAUAGAAAACCCUCAACUAAACCAAGAUGUUGUGCGUAGAUUGCAAAAUAUGCUCUACCAAUACAAUCCUUUUGUGCAUAAUUUAAGGCAGCUUGCACUUCAGCCGAAUGUUCACGAGUGUAGGCUUCUUAUUAAGGAGCGUCCAUCAAAUCAACCUCAAUAUAAUCUCCCAUCUGCUUCAGAAGUCGCUGCAAUUAUUGUUGGCGGUGAUGAUGUAACACUGGAACGUGGACGAGAUAUAAACAUCUUCAGCAACGAUGGAAAUCUACAAAAGGUUCAAGAAACAAUGGGAUAUUAUGAUCCAUUGCAAUAUCCGUUAUUGUUUCCCUUUGGUACAUAUGGUUGGGACCUCCAAACAAGAAAUUCUUCUGGAACAAAGAUUUCAUGUCGGGCAUACUAUAGUUACAUGCUCCAGAUUCGUGCAAAUGACCGAUCUAUAUUGUUAAAAUCUGGUCGACUUCUACAACAAUAUGUUGUUGAUAACUAUGUUAAGAUAGAAACUGGAAGACUAAGGUGGAUGCGGAGAAAUCAGAAUAAUAUUCGGUCUAAGAUCACUUCUGAACUUGGCCCUAAUCAAACCCCACAAGAUCGUCCUGACUUGCUAACAAGAAUAUUCUGCUCUAAAUUUGAGCAAUUGAAGGAUGAUGUCAUAACUAAAGGUGUCUUAGGAAAGGUUAAAAGUUAUAUGUAUGUAACUGAAUUUCAGAAACGAGGUCUCCCGCAUGUGCAUAUGUUGUUAAUCUUUGAUAACGAUGACAAGUUACGAGAACCAGAAGAUUAUGAUAAGGUGGUAAGAGCAGAAAUACCAAAGGUUGAAUCUGAGCCCCAAUUGUAUGAGGCAGUCCUAAAACACAUGAUUCAUGGGCCAUGCGGCAGACUGAAUCAAAAGUCACCAUGCAUGAGUAAAGAAGGGCAAUGUAAAAAGAGAUAUCCAAAAGAAUUUGUAGAAGAGACCCGUCAAGGAAAUGACUCAUAUCCUCAAUACAGAAGACAAUUUAAUGAACAAGUUUCUCUUAAUAGAAAUAUUCAUGUAGAUAACAAAUGGAUGGUUCCUUAUAAUCCAUGGUUGCUGUUAAAAUAUGAUUGUCACAUAAAUGUUGAGGUAUGCAGCAGCAUCAAAAGCAUUAAAUAUCUCUACAAAUAUGUUUACAAGGGACCUGAUCGUGUCGCGAUGGAAGUUCAUAGAGGAACAAAUAUGGAUGAAAUUCAGCAGUUUGUAAAUGCAAGAUGGAUUUGUGCUCCAGAGGCAUUAUGGAGAAUAUUUAAAUUCACUUUAUACAAGUUAUAUCCCUCCGUUGAAAGACUGCAAAUUCACUUACCAAAUCAUCAAGAAGUGCGAUAUUAUAACCAUCAACAAAUUGUUGCUGUGCUGAAUGAUGACCGAAAUUCAAAAACAAUGCUCACAGAAUUCUUUGCACUAAACCAAAUGGAUCCAUAUGCUAGAAAUUUAUUGUACAGACAAAUUCCAGAGCAUUAUUGCUGGAAAAAAGGGGUUAAGAAAUGGUAG